Molecule: messenger RNA, 2283 nt
Organism: Durio zibethinus
Lineage: Eukaryota; Viridiplantae; Streptophyta; Magnoliopsida; Malvales; Malvaceae
Product: zinc finger protein CONSTANS-LIKE 16-like
Biological process (GO): regulation of DNA-templated transcription
Cellular component (GO): nucleus
Molecular function (GO): zinc ion binding; protein binding
Source: RefSeq, a predicted model, not a curated record
UUUCAUCAAAGAAUGUGUUUAUUUAAUUACCAUCGAAUCAAACAUUCAUGUGCACAAAACUUGCUUUAAAACAAAAGAUGGUAACAUUAAUCUUCACUAACUUCUACACGCGCGUCUGUUUAGAUGAAGUUCAAACAAUUGUUAUUAGUUUUCUAUGGUUUUAAUUAAAAGAACAUGAUGGCUAUGGUGAAGGGUGGAUGAGAAUUGGUUUUGCAUGACCCUAUUGCAGUAUGCUGAGAAAUACUGAAAAAGAAGCCAAAGCUUGAGAAAGACAGAAAUGGAUAAAGCAAGUCGAUCCGGAAGGUGACCGCCAAAAGGGAAACUCAGAACAGGUAUAAUGUAGCAGGAGGGGACGCAGCAACAAAAGAGUCUCAUUCAUACUCCUAGCAAGACGGAAAAGUAUUGACAGAGAAAUGAAUAGAAGGACCAAUUGACUCAUUCUCAUCCUGAGCACUUAAGACCUACAAGAAAUCCCUUGAUUAGAGAGGUAACCAAUGAGAAGACAGAGAUCAGGAUGAACUUUUCAGUCUCAACCAAUGAAAAUCCAGAUAAGGCCUUUUUGGCCCCCAAAGCACGAUACAUCACUGCUUAAAGGGCCCAAAAGUGCAUCCAAAUGCUGUAAAAAGAGCGGUUUGCGGGUCUCAACCCCCCCCCCCCCAAAUACAAAAUAAUUGUACCAAAAUUAAUAACGCGCAAUUCAACAUUUCCUGAUGCGCUUAGGUUUGAUUCGUUUUACUCUGAUUUUGUUUUUCAGAUUAAUUUCUACGCUUGUAACUUUGCUUUUUAGAAUCCCACUUUUUUGUUUAGUUUGAACCAAUCGAGAUAUUAGCUCCAUGAUUUCUACCAAAAAUGUGGCCAACGCCAUUGGUGGCAAAACGGCUAGAGCUUGUGAUAGCUGUAUAAAGAAACGGGCUGGUUGGUACUGUGCUGCUGAUGAUGCUUUCCUUUGCCAAGCCUGUGAUUCUUCAGUUCAUUCGGCGAAUCCACUUGCCCGUAGACAUGAAAGAGUUCGCCUGAAAACUGCUUCUGUUAAGUCCUCAAAUAAUGAAGCUCCUUUGGAGAGCUUUUCACCAUCAUGGGAUAAAGGGUUUACUAGAAAGGCAAGGACAAGGCGACCCGCAAAGGCUUCUAUUCAUCAAAAGCCUUUUAAAGCUGAGAAUACGAAAAGGAACAACAACCCCGCUCCUCUUGUGCCUGAAGUUGGUGCUGAUGAGAUAUCGCAUGAAGAGAACGAAGAGGAGAAGUUUCCUCAUAGGGUACCAAUAUUUGAUCCCUUUGUUUCUGAACCAUGCGCUUCUGCAACAUCAAAUGAUGCUACUAUGGGGGCUGUGAGGAACGACUCUGAAACAGCUGCAGCUGCUGCGAGUGAGUCUAAAGCUUUCCUGGCUUGUAAUGGACAUGAUGUGAAUGGCUCACAUGGGCUUUUCCCGUCUGAGAUGGAUCUUGCUGAGUUUGCAGCUGACGUUGAGAGUUUGCUUGGUAAGGGUCUUGAAAAUGAGUCCUUUGCCAUGGAGGAGAUCGGGCUAAUGGACUCUAAAAAGGACUUACUCAGGGAUUGUUCCUUAGAAAACGGUAAAGUGAAGAUUGAAGAUGAAGAGAGUUUUGAAGCUGGUAAAGAGUGCCAUGUCGAUUCUGAAACCGAUACGGUGAGAGAACCCUUUGAGUUGAGUUUUAAUUAUGAGUCUCCAGCAACCUGUGGAGAGGAGAAUGAGUUGGUAAAGGAAGAGGUAACAGUGAAGAGUAAUGGGGAUGUGGAAUAUGAGGAGGAUACUGCCAAAAAGAAGAGGAAGUUACUUUUGAGUCUGGAUUAUGAAGCGGUAAGCACUGCCUGGACAAGCCAAGGGUCUCCAUGGACUUCUGGUGGCCGACCAGACUUUGACCCAGACGAAUGCUGGCCCGAUUGCAUGGGAACUGGUGGAACCGAAGUUCACCACAGCUAUAGUGAUUUGAUAGGAAUGGGAGCCCAACAGGCAAUGAGGGAUGGAGGUAGAGAAGCAAGAGUAUCAAGGUACAGAGAAAAGCGGGGAACAAGGCUGUUCUCGAAGAAAAUCAGGUACGAGGUUCGCAAACUGAAUGCGGAGAAGAGGCCUCGAAUGAAAGGGAGAUUCGUCAAGAGGGUAUCCUUUCUUGCAGGACCCGCUUUUCCUUUGCUCAACAAAUAGCUGUUUAAACAAUUCAACUAAUCACCUGUGAACUAAUGUGAAUUACUUGCUAGUUCCUACUGCUUAGCCACUUAGGCCUAAUAUUCUCUACACUCCAAAUAAUUAAUAAAUAAAAGGUGAG